AGGCAGAUCGAUUGGAGAAGCGAGAAUCGCGCGGGGGAGGGGGGUAGAAAGGAAACUCAGACAUCGAGGGCAAAAGCAAGGCACCGCUGCUGUGUUAUUUGAUUUUUACAUUGAAAUAAAAACUCACAGAGCAGAGCCCGAGGAUAGGGGAAGUCGCUGUAUUCCCGCAGCGAGCGGAGACCCUGGUGUUGGAAGUUGGGACAAACUUGCCCGAGCGCAGGCAGCCCGCCUGGGACUGUGCGAGGUGGACCGAGCGAGAGUGAGUGUGCUGAAAGAAGACCAGACCUGCCCCUGUUCAAUGCAGCCGGCUCAUCGUGAUGGACAGAGAUGCCCUGCUUCUUGCGCAGCUCCUGGCUUUCGCCGUUUUGGGUAAUAAUUUGUUGACCCCUGGGCUUGCAGCCAAUGAUCUUACAAACUUACAUGAUCAAUUACAAUCAAACCAAUCAGAUGAAAAAAUUGUAAGGAUCUGCAAUGUGACAGCUAUGCUCGAAAAAGUAUACUUAUGUGGAUAUCUGUUUGAAAACCAGCUCAAUGAAAUGAAUUCCAGUGACUGGUGCAACUUCACACUCAUUGCAGACUAUUACAGUACCUUCUCAUUCUGCAUGGAGAUUUCAGCAGAAAGUGUUUAUUGCUUCUGGCCGAAUCCUCAACUGGAAACCUAUGUAAUUAACAUUCACAAAUUAUUCUUUUCAAACUGUACUUCAGAAAUCUUAAUUUUUCAGGACCCUCCUGACAACAUCCUCUGUAUCCUCAUCGCAGUUCCUAUCUGUCUAACUAUUGUAAUGAUAGCUGUGGUGGUGUGGUGCAGCAAGAGGAGUGAUAUACUGGUGUAGAUUUAAGGAAGAAUAUUGCACUGCAGUAUGAAGCUGUUGUUUUAUGUUAAUGUGAUCUAAGUCAAUUCCACUGACAACGUGUUGAUCAAUAAUCAUCAUCUUUAGUUGUAAGAGGACAAGGGCCAGUGAUAAUCACAGAACUGUAAAGUGAAUGGACUGCAACAAAUAUAUUUUAAAACAUGAACCCUAUUGGGGAUUCAGCUGUCUGAUUUACUGAAAGAAAAAGGAUUGAAUGCCCCACCCUACUAUGGACUCCUGUGUACAUACUUCAAGCAUAGUACACAAUCAGUGACUCAGUGGCCGAGCUCAUUACAUUAUCCAGUCGUCGUCAUGAAUGACAAUUGUAAUUAUCUCAGAUCUUCUGUACAAUGAACUAUGAACAAGUCAGGAGGGAUCUUUUUUGUGAUAAUCUAAUGAAGAAGAUACAAGCACUUGUUGAAGGAACCUUUCUCAGUCCACUAUCGGAUAAAUUCUUGGAGUUGUCGGGUGUGGAGCAGCCACCAGGAAGGAUGUUGAGAAGAAUGAAAGGAAAUGCGCUGACUGUAAUUUCAUCAGUAGUGGUACGGGAACGAACAAGACCUCUGCAUUUCUUAAACUCUUUAUUAUGACUUAAAAGUAAAUACACUGCUCAUCUCUGUCCAGUGUAUUUUGCAUGGAAGAAACAUGAUCAUGGACAAAAUGUGAUGCCAUUAAGUACUCUAUGUUAAACAGAUAAUUCAAACUGAAUAAUUGUUACUGUAAAACGAGCAACUGGCAGAAUACAGUAGUUUCAGCCCAGUUUGACUUUGCUGUGAUACAAGUAGAUGUGAAGAUUGCUGUGUGAUGUCCUACUUUCUGUCUAAAAUGUCAUACACCAAUUUUUAUAUAUUUUAAACUGAUGACCUUGUCAGACAAUGGCAGGAAAUUAGUGUGUUCCACUUAAAGCUAAAAUGUGCCUUUUUUGGCAGGUCCCCGGACAUAAAUCCAUACAACUUCAAAACAAAUGUGUUAACAUGCUUAGAGAAUACCAUAGCAAUUUUUAAGGCAUUUAAGUAAAUUGCCCAGAAAACUGUGGUUAAAUUAUGUUAGUUAUUAAAGUCAUUGGCUGGCAGCAGAAAUAUGUUGAAACUGUGGACUAUAUUAUAGAAACAAUGACUAUAUUAUAGAAACAAAAUAACUCAAUAACAAAAAGCUGAACCUCAAGGAGUUUAAUGAAUGCAAUUUGUAACUUACUCAAAUCUCCAUUAUAGUAAGUUACAAGGAGAUAAGCCAGAAAGGACAAUUGUAAAAAGAAAUCUUUAACAGCCUCUGAGAAAAAGUUUCUCAGUAUAUUCAACUGUGGUUUUUGCUGUUGAAUUCUUAGUUAUAUAUAGGGACUGUAUAGAUUUACCUAAUUUAAAUGGCUCUAAUUAGACAAAGCUGCCAUUCUUGGGUACUUGCCUUCUAAUGGAGGCCGCAUAUUGCUGUACAAACAGCCAGAUUCUUUGUAAGGAGUCCGAGAUUUCUCAUAAUACAAGCUGCAACUCUGCCAUUUGGAAAAUAGGACCUGCCAUUGAUUGAAUAUUACACAACAGCUGGGAUGUAGGAAUUCUUCCAACGAAAGAGUCCCUGAUCUGGCUCUAAGCCGACUCUACCACAUCAGUGUUCUUGUUUAGGACAACUGGAGGAACUACCAUCCCAUUGAGACUAUUGAGAAAAAUCAGGGAAUUGUUAGAACCCCAGGUAUCAAAGAGUUCACCAGAUUCUCAAUUUCCUGCUCAACUUCAGUUGCUACAAUGAACGCUGUGGAAUUUCACCAAAAGGCCAAGGUUUUUGGUGCUUCUAACUUUUGUGUAAAAGAAAAUUGGAUGUCCUAUGGGUGAGAGAAUUGGCUGCUACUUACAAAAUUUAGAAGAGGUUUAAUGUGUUUCCGUCCCAAAUAUUAAAUUAUUUGGGGGUGUAAAAGGUAUCUGUAAUUGUGGAAAAUAAGAUUUCAAGUUAUUUGUGAGGACAUAUUCAUGAAGUUUUAUUUGAAUUUCCCAUCUGUGCUGACUUG
Molecule: messenger RNA, 2847 nt
Organism: Hypanus sabinus (Atlantic stingray)
Lineage: Eukaryota; Metazoa; Chordata; Chondrichthyes; Myliobatiformes; Dasyatidae
Product: receptor activity-modifying protein 3-like
Exons: 4
Coding region: 318-833 (171 amino acids)
Biological process (GO): regulation of G protein-coupled receptor signaling pathway; protein localization to plasma membrane; calcium ion transport
Cellular component (GO): membrane; cell surface; signaling receptor complex
Molecular function (GO): coreceptor activity
Source: RefSeq, a predicted model, not a curated record